GUUUUAGGAGUUUUGAGCGAUCAUCACCUCCAUCAUGACCACGACUGCGAAUUGCUCAGAAAUCUUGGAGAAGACGCCUACAGAACGAAGCUCCUGGUUGGCUACACCAGGGCGAUGCCCAACGCCUCCAUGCACCACGUGGUCAACCUCACCGACAUAUCCCUGCGCGCGGCAAAGCGGUGCUGCGUUGCCGGGGCAACGGAGGCGGCGGAGGGAGCCUGCUUCGACGCGGAGCUGCACUUGCACUUUGACCAAAUCUGCGUGCGAGCGAGCGAGCCCAGCGGGACUUCCGCGGCCCUGCUGCACUGCUGCACCCUCGAUCAGGUGGAGGCGAGGGAUCGCUGCCUCGCCGGGCUGCCGAGAUCUCACGACGGCGACCUCGAGGUGGCGGGGGUCGGGGCGGGGUCAAAGCCUCCACCGCCUCAGGCGCCGCCGGAGUUCAAGGGGGACAUCUGCAAGGAGCACGCCGAGGAGAACGCACGGCUCUAUGAUUGGCUCGUGUGGGAGUUUUCACUUCGCUACCCACUGACGUCGCUCAGCCUGCCGGUGAUGCUGGCCGGCGGCUACAUCACAGGGGUGACCACCUGCUGCCUGGUGGAGCAAGAGCAUACAGCAUGCCUGGCGGCCCUGGAUGAAGAAUUUAAGAACAAAGUGGCUCACAAGAUAUUCAAAGCGAAGAAGCAAUGUCAACUCCUCAAGUCAAUGGAAAAACACGACUUUCAAGACAUGAUUCUUGUUGUGGUCUCGCAACAAUCCCCGUCUCUCUCCGUGGAUGAGUCAAAGCGGAUCGCCCUCAGGGUGGAGAACUCUACGAGGAACUGCUGCCUCAAACAUGCGGAUGGAUUCUGUCUCUACACAAAAUCCGCCAUCCAUGACGAGAUUUGCCUGGACAAGGGAAUCCUCUCUCAUCACCCGCGGCUUGCACAAUGCUGCCGCAGUUUGGGAUCUCCUAGGCUCAGGUGUUCACAGGGAGUCACCGAAAAGUUCCACUCCAUCCUCGACACCUCCUCGCUGCUGUCGCUGGAGGAACAGUGCCGGUUCAGCCACGAUCAGCCGGAGGAGAUGCACGAUAG
Messenger RNA from Petromyzon marinus (sea lamprey), 1073 nucleotides. Lineage: Eukaryota; Metazoa; Chordata; Hyperoartia; Petromyzontiformes; Petromyzontidae. The record is from RefSeq and is a predicted model, not a curated record.